This is a messenger RNA of Xiphophorus hellerii (green swordtail), 5126 nucleotides long. RefSeq names its product SKI/DACH domain containing 1 (gene skida1). The transcript has a single exon. The coding region runs from base 2348 to 4690 and encodes 780 amino acids. The record is from RefSeq and is a predicted model, not a curated record. Lineage: Eukaryota; Metazoa; Chordata; Actinopteri; Cyprinodontiformes; Poeciliidae.
UGAUCCUGAGCUGCAGUGGGAGUUAUCUGAGCUAAAGAGACUUGGCCUCACAUAAUCGCAGAUAGUAGUUCAAAGGUGCGCGCGCGCACACACACACCCACACACACAAUACACUCCGAUCUUCUGUAAUCCAAAAUUCAAUUUGGGUGUAAAAAGGAAAACUUGCAUCUUAAAAACUUUUCCUUUUCGCUGUGCGUGCGUGGUUUUCUGGUGACUAGGCUUCUCCGCGUUGGAAAAAGGCGUUCAGUGAUUCACCAACCUGUGCAAAUGUGGCUCGUAUUUCGAGGAAACGCCAGGGUGAGGUCGGUAUUAUUCAAUACAUGCUGGCAAGCCUGUAAAUAAACAUAAGCAGGCUUAAUGCUGCGGAGAUGAGCAUGCCCAGUCUUGAGGCUGACCCCGUGAGGGACGGGGCCACAGGGGACUCACGUGUUUUAUCCAGAAAACAAUGUCGAAGCAAGGAAGUGUUGGACAAAAUGUGACGCUGGGACAAUAGGCGAUCGAAUGAGAAUAAUGUGGGACUAUUGCUUUCUCUUUUUUUCUUCUUCUUCUUUCCCUCCGAAUAAUUAACCGAUAAUGGUACCAAUAGGUUAUUCGGAGAGACCACAGGGUGGAGGCUUCAGCUGCAUUCUCCCCCUUUUCUUUUUGAGAAGCCUGUCGGGUGUGUGUGGAUGGAUGAGGUGUGCGCGCGCGCUCGUUUCAAGUUACGAGUCAGGACUUGUGUGUGUGGGUGUGGGUGUGGGGGUGUGUGUGUGUGUGUAUGCGUCUGAGUCGGUCCGUGCAAAAAAAUCGUAUGUGCACGAGCCUUCGUUUUAUACUGCAAAGUUGCUAUGCGCAACGACAAAGUGUGUGCAAAACGGUUUCUUCAACGGUGGGUGAAUUACAUUCAGUGCUUUUUUUGUUCUCUUUAAAAAUGUGCUCUGCAGAAAUGUAUUAGUGGGUCAAUUUAUAACCUAAUUAUAAUUUAUUAUAUGAUAUUUUCUAUAAUUGUAAUAAGUCUAUUUAUAAUGGCCACGUCAGAAUUUAGGAAAGUCGUCAAUAUUUUUUUUUUUUUUAAAACAUGUGGAAAGGGAAAAGCAACCCUGACUGGCGCUUCUGUUCUGCACUGUUCACUACUUGUGUUAAAAGAGGGAAUAACAAAGCAAAACGUUGAAUAUGUUCUCCUUUAAUUACCUUAAUAAUUACACCCUAAACGUAUUACAAGAGGCACUUGUUAUUUACUUUUCGCUCAAUAAGCCGUGCGUAAUUACGCAUAAGAAAUGGUGCAGCAAUAUGCACAUCUUUUGAAAUAAAUAGUGAAAGAAUUAAAACCCCAACCUGUAAUCUUAGAGUAUAUGUGGGUCAUUCUGCGCAAGCGUGGAAAAGAUAGCAUAUUUGAAACGUAUAAAUAUAAAAAAUAUAUUAAAAAAUGUUUAAAAUGCGCUGCGUCACACAUACACCAACAUAAGAUGGAACUAUUUUAUAAGCAUGCGCAUAUUACACAUAUUACACCUUAUUGUUAAACCUAAAGGGAACAACAUCAUACAUUGCGGUUUAUAACGGAUUCCAGAGUUGUUGCUGACUAUUUUUGUAAUAAACAUAGUAUGGGUUUUGUGUGUGUGUGUGUGUGUGUAUAGCUACAGAAACAUCCGCUCCUUCUAGAACAGCACUAUUUGCUCAAACGGCAGACUGUGGGCACAAUUGUAAACUACUGUAAUGGCAGGGUGUGGGAGGGGGUGGGGAUGGAAUAUCCAUUUUUAUUGCAUCACCUGUCAGCGCCGUCCAAUGGGCGUCCACUCCGCCAGCAUUAAUUGAUGAAGGUGUCUCCAGACUGGUCCACCUCCCUUUGCAUGUCGGUCUUUUUUUUAUUUUUUUUUAUUUGUGGCUUAGCCAGCAGCCAGAAAAGCAGCUGCUUUUUUAGCUCUUAUUCUGCUUCUCCCCUGUCUCCGAUUCACUCUUUCCUCCCUCCCUCCUCCCUACCCUCGCAAUACCUCCCUCUCUCCCUCUCCUCCUCUAGCUAUUUUAUCCCUCUGGCUGAGGCAGUGGUGCACACCUACCCCUCGUCCUGCUGCCGACCAGAGGGGGAGUGGAGCCGGGCGGAGGCAGGUAACAACGGCGGCCCCCGGCUUGGUGGACGCAUCCCUGCGCAUUCCUUCACCAUGCCGGACCGGGGUGGACGCAGUCGGCAAGCUAGUAGACAGGGACUGCCCCAUUUAAAACUCCGCAUGUCAAAGUUUGCAUUUUCAUGACGCAGCAGCAGCAGAGUGGAUGGAUUAAAGGUAUGCAGGAUGCCUUGAGCCUGAGACCCUGUGCCAUUUGCUGGUGAAGCCACAGAGUCCAAGCAGAGACUGCAUGGAUUGAUGCGCCAAACAUGGGAGACCUGGUUUGUGGGUUUGAGGAAAUGCAAGGAGUGAGACUGGGAUACCUGCUCAUCAAAGGGAAGCAAAUGUUUGCUUUGUCUCAGGUCUUCACCGACCUGCUGAAGAACAUCCCUCGGACUACGGUGCACAAGCGCAUGGACUACCUGAAGGUGAAGAAGCACCAGUGCGACCUGGAGGAGCUCCGGAAGCUCAAGGCAAUAAACUCCAUCGCUUUCCAUGCCGCUAAGUGCACACUUAUAUCGCGGGAGGACGUGGAGGCUCUGUACGUCUCCUGCAAGACGGAGCGGGUGUUGAAGUCCGCGAAGAAAAGGAGAGCGACAGCGGCGUGCGCCCGCGCGGACGACGACGAGGAGGAGCACGCGCCCUCGGGUGUCCUGCGCGCGGACGCGGAGCUGAUGUGGAAGGAAAAAGUUUGGUUCAGUUUGCACGGCGUCCCAGAGAAUCUCGCGCUGCACGGCAGAGCGGGGAGGAGGAGGGAGCUGAGUCCUUCUUCUUGCCUUACCGACGCCAAACUACCUCAAUUUUACCACAAAGCCCACGGACGGGAUUGCCGUUGGACGACCAAAUCCAGCCGCAAACACGUCAAAAACUAUGAAACUGAGAAAUGUACAGGGAACAGAUUCGCUGUGAGCCAAAGGCACGCGUUUUUCCGGCAGCCGGUCUUGUUUCAGUCCGCCGCCGCCGCAGCAGCUCAGUCCAGGCUCUCGCGCUCAGCCGGCGACUCGCUCCACAAAAGGAAGAGGAGGCGCGAGGGGGGCGGCAGGAGCAAACACGUGCAUCUGCACGCGCCGCCGGUGCUGCUAGUCCAGCCCAAAUCCUCCGGAGCUUCUUUCGGUGCUUUCCACCUUACUCCGGAUUUCUAUCUGGACCCGCGACCUCACCACCAUCACCACCACCACCACCAUCACCACCAUCACCACCACAACAGCAGCAGCAGCAACAUCAACGAGCCCGGCUUCGCGGAGAGCUACAGCAGCGACACCGAAUCCUGCAGCACAUACUCGGACCCACAGUGCCAGGACUCGGACUUCGGCUCCGGGUUCUCCAGCAGCAGCAGCAGCUCCGAGGAGGAAGAGGAGGAAGACGACACUCAGUCGGAAAGCUCAGAGGUCAGCUCCGAUGAAGAUGAGGAGAGUUCCACUCAGUCCGACUCGAGCUCCGUUUCAAGCCGCGUUUCGGUCCAAAGCAUCCGGUUCAGACGUGCACGGGUGGGUCUGCACACCGGGAAAGCACCUUUGGUCCUGCAGCCCACCUUUCACUACAACAACCAGCAGCACAGGACGCUGAGUCAUGGCGACAGCAGGCAGGACAAACAUCAACAAUGUUGCUUUGGUGAACCACGAAAGGACUCUUUACAGUUAAACCCGGUGGCUAACGGCAGCAUUUUCACCGAGCCCGCAAAAGAAAAAGCGUUUGACUGUGACUCAAACAGGACUGAGGAGGAGCCGGUCCCUUACUCCCCGGGGAUCGACCCGAACAAGGCCUCUCUCCCGGCCGCAUUCAGGUCCCGGGGGUUCAGCGCACACGCUGACCCCAGCAAGCUCCAAAAAUGCGUCGACAAGCGGGAGAAGCUGAAACCGAGCACCCCGCCGAAAAGAAUAAAGACCGAGUCCGAGGAGCCCCACGCAACCGCGUCCCCCUACCCCGACAGCGGCAGGACAGCCUUCAAUCUCAGCAACGUGAAAAUAAAAGUGGAGGAAAGCUGCGAUGAAUAUGAAUACCUGCACAGCCAGACCGCUGUGGUCAAAUGUAAAGGAGAUAAGGCAGAUCUCAGCGGAGCCAUCAAACAUGGAGGCUUUUCUAGCUGCGGGAUUAAAGCCGCGGAGAAAAGCCCCGACGUGGCCCCCAGGUCCCCCUGCGGUCCUCAGGAAUGCAGGAGUAGCCAGGACGCCCCCAGCGUAGAGGAGGGGGAGCAGAGAAACAAAACCUGCAGGGCUCCGGGGCGGGAGGCAAAGAAACGCCGAAUUUCCCGGACGCACAUAAAACAAAACGUGCCUAGAGUCAACGAGGCUCCCGCUUCCUCUUCCUGCUCCUCGUCUUCUUCGUCCUCCUCCACCACGGAGGAUUUACGGAGCAGACGCAAACGCAGCACCGCCAGCAGCUUAGCAGCAGCAGCGGCUUCUCUAGCUAAAACGCCUUUCAGCCUGAUUGCAAAUUUCCCAUCCCCGCCGUCGCUCGUCGUUGACAGCGACGGGGAUUUGUGCCCUGCUUACUCACUGAGCUCACUGAGGGCAGCCGGGCCUCCUCCUCCGUCCCACCCCGUGUGGAGGUGGCAGCCAGGCGGCCAGAUUCUCCCUCCCCCACUGCACACUCAGAGAACGAGGAAAUAUUGAGCUGAGACAAAAAAAAGGGGGGGAAAAGUCCCAACUAUGUCUAUUUCCACGUACCCUGUGUUUUAAGGUGCUCACCCCUUUUGCCUUUGUUUGUUUUUAUUUUUCAAACUUUUUUUCCUUAUCUGGGAUUUACAUUCCGUUUUUAUUCCUCCCUCCCCACCCUCACUUCCCUGAAGAAAAGCCACAAGAUCCCACUUGAAGCCUCCACAGGACUGUGAGACACAACUCGUGGAUUAAUGCCUGAAAACCUCCUUUCAAAAUAAGCUAUUCAAUCUAAGCAAUAUGUUUUGCUCCCCCAAUCUUUUUUUUUUUUUUUUUUUUUUUGGCGUAACCUUCUUUGUCGGUUUUCCUGCUUUGCUCGACCUGUUGGAUUGUCUGGUUUCAGUGGGUUUGUUCUUUGUCUAAAUUUUUUUUUUUUUAAAUGUGAUUUUAAAAA